Molecule: messenger RNA, 446 nt
Organism: Phanerochaete carnosa HHB-10118-sp
Lineage: Eukaryota; Fungi; Basidiomycota; Agaricomycetes; Polyporales; Phanerochaetaceae
Exons: 3
Coding region: 84-245 (53 amino acids)
Source: RefSeq, a predicted model, not a curated record
UCGCGCGCGUCCGCCAGCCGCUGGUAUAUAUAGCUCAUGUGAGCCUGCGACUCGUCAAGCUCAGCGUUCGUCGACCGACCACCAUGCAAGCCCCACUACGCCUUGCAGCUAUCAUUGUGCUGCUCGGAUGCGUGAUGAUAGCAGGAAACGCACUCCCUCAAGAUUGCGACAGUGUUGAGCCAGACUGGCUGAACCCAGACGAUGCACCUGCGGGCAAGAGGUCACCCUGUCAGCCCACCUUCUAGGUCAGACAACACCCGUUUUUCUCCUGGCGACGUACCACAGAACUCAGGGCAAAAUCAUCCACGGAGUCACGGCUACGCGCUGUGUGGGGUAGGGAGAAUCUUCGACCGCGUGCUGUGCCGUCAUAUGGAUAUAACUUAGAGCGAACUAAUUGAUGUAACGUAACUUCUUGAGCAGAAGUGUGCGUGCAAGGUGCCCUAUCA